Rhizopus microsporus ATCC 52813 is the source of this 1513-nucleotide messenger RNA. RefSeq lists its product as uncharacterized. NCBI's taxonomy places the organism in Eukaryota, Fungi, Mucoromycota, Mucoromycetes, Mucorales, Rhizopodaceae. The transcript has a single exon. The annotation marks the transcript as partial. The record is from RefSeq and is a predicted model, not a curated record.
AAAGCAGCUCUUUUCAAUGAAAGAACCAAGACAACGAAAAAACGAAACUAUGAUACUGCCGUUUUGAAUGCAUGUGGUGCUUUAUUGUUUGAGAAACCUCAUCAGGAGAUGGUUUUAAAAGUGGUUUCUUCAGUAAACUUGAAGCCCGUUAGCAUGGUCAACAGUGAUGGUGAAGAAUUUAAUGUGCUUGCGCACGAAAGUCAAUUCCAACAAAUACAAAAAAACGAUAUCCAAAGUGCUUCUGUUGUUGCAAAAAAACGAUUGAUUGACAACGAACCUGUGGAAAUAGAAGUGGGACUUGAUGAUGUGCUAACGAAAGGUGUUUAUCGUACUCUAUUUAAUCCAAAUGAAUUUCAGGAACUUGAUGAGGAAAUGUGCACCCUAUUAAAUACGGAUUGGAGUACGAAGAAGCAUAUCAAAUAUUCUUGCUCGGCUCUUCUUGCGGGGAUGAUAAUGGUGAUCAAUAGCAAAGCUAUUUUGGUAAUAUGUCACGAAGUCUAUGGAAGGACGCGGUCUGUAGAUGUGCAUAGGGAAGAUUUUACUGUUAAAUCAAAACAACCGUCACCUUCCUCACUCCCUCCACCUCGAUCCCCCUAUCGGAAUAUUUGGGUGACAACAAUUAUCGACAAUCAUGGCUCAAAACUUAUAUUUGGUACAAAAACAUUCAACUCACUGGUAACAUCUAGUAUCCGCAUUGAUAGUCCUUAUGAACCAGAAGUUGGUCCAUCCACACAUCAUUUUACUAUCUCCAGCAACGAACAGUCAAGAGAUAUAAAAAUUUAUAUACACAAAGAGUCUUGGAAUAAAGCAAAAAAACUUAUGGUUGAACCUCAUAACCACACCAUAAACACUUAUGAUUUCCUAUAUCAAACUCGCCAAAUACAAACCAACUUUCAUUACCGAAGUGCGUAUAACCGAUCAAGAGCUGCAUCCAUGAUAACCGAUAACCAUACUUUGUACCCCUACAACAUCUUCACUCUUUCCCAAUGUAAUAAUGGCCCUGACAUAUCUGACUAUAAGACUAUGUCCGAAGUUUUCCGAGAAAUUGCAUUGAAAAUAUUUGUUGAAGAAGACAGUGAUAUAGAAGAAGAUGAAAUUGUAGGCUCUUUGAAAAAAAAAUUCAUCGAAGAUCAAAUACAAAAGUGCAAGUCAGAAGGCGAAAUAAUCAAAAUACUCCAAUCAAUACUGAACUUGUAUGGUGAUGAUGUGGAAAUUCCCGUUAUAAACAACUCCCAAUUGAACAAUCUUUUAGAGCUGUCGGUAAAUCAGCUUCUUCCAGUAAUCACCCGUGUAAAUGAGCAUAUCAUUUCAUCAUUGAAGCAGACAUUCUCUUCAUAUGUUUAAUACAUUUUUACAAUCUGCAUAUGCCAAUAAAAUUCCCCCUUUCGAUUCGAUUUUUUUUUUACAGAGUGCAUAUUUUGGUUAGAAAUGCUAAUUUUCUGUUGUUAUUCGGUAAAAAACACAGGAGUGAUUGAGUUUGCGAUACAAAAAAUGGCCUAUGAUGAACCUUUUU